CUCUCUCUCUCUCUCUCUUUGUUGGGGAGUGCGAGGGAGACCGGAAAGGUUGGUUUCUGCGGUCUCAUAUUUCUCGCUGUUUCCAGAGGAAGCUGCCAAAGGAGGCGGAGAAAGUGAUGGAACAGUAGAAGGAGCUGCUCUUGAAAGCGCCAAAGAUCCCACCUUUAGCAACCAAGCCAUGGAGAGGCACAGAUGCAAGCGGUGCUACCGCCGCUUCGCCCAUGGCCGCGCCCUCGCCGGCCACAUGCGCUCCCACCACGUGGUUCCUGUGAGGUUUCCCUGCCCCUUGCCCUCCCCAUCUGUCGCCUCGUCUUCCUCACCUGUGGCUGCAAUGGAGGCCGAGGAGGACGGGAAGGGGCCGGCGACGUAUGCUAUCCGCGAGAAGCGGGUGAAGAGCUUCUGUCUUGCAGACCCAGGAUUCUCCUUCACCUCCGCCUUCGAGGACCGCGAGAGCGACACUGAGUCGUUCCUUCAUCGCUGGCCCAAGCGCCGGCGCAGCGUCCCGGCGGAGGCCCCUGCGGCGGAGCCGCUCAGCUCCGUCUCUGACGUGUCUUCCGAGGAGGCCGUCGCUCGCUGGCUCAUGCUGCUGUCUCGCGACGCGUGGUCUAAGUACGAGGCAGAGGAGCGCAAAUCCAACGGCUGGGACGCGGACGAAGCAGAGAAGUACGUGGAGGAGGAUGGGAUCGGAUCCAGCUCGCGGCGGCGGCGCAGUAGAUUCCGGUGCGGCACGUGCCGGAAGGUCUUCCGAUCAUACCAAGCUCUCGGCGGCCACCGCGCAAGCCACAAGAGGGAGAGGGCGGAACGCGUCCCGACCGCCGCCGUGAUGCGGAUCCACAGCGAGGAUUUCUCUGGCGCUAGCGCGGCCCACCACGACGCCAAGCUCUGGCGGUGCCCUUACUGUUACCGGGUCUUCGGCUCCGGCCAGGCACUCGGCGGCCACAAAAGAACCCACCUUUCCUCCGCCGUCGCCACUUCCCCUGCUCCCCAUCUUCCUCAUCCUCCCUCCCCGUUCGCCGCCGCCCACAGGAACAAUGGCGGCAGAGAUCUCAAUCUCCCAGCUCCAUUGGAGGAAGAGGCGGAGCUCUCGCAACAGAGUUCGCACGCAAGUGACUUCCUGUCGCCAAUUCGAUCACCCUCCGAGACAAAAAAGACGCCAUUUUGGAGGCAAUUCGAAUCAAAUCCUAAGGCAAGGGGCAGCACCAAACUCCAUUCAAGAUCUCUUCUUUUUGAAGCGAGCAUAGGGAACGAGGAUUCAAUUCCAUCAAGCUGACACCAACAAUGAUGAAAACCUGGUGCUCUGUAACCGAGAAAAGACGACGAAGAUGAAGAGUGGGUCAGGUGGAAAAGACGCAGUUUCCAGCUGUUAGUCAGCUUCGACACUGUUUAUUUCACCUCGACAGGAUAGAGUGUAUUUGCAGAUUCGAUUCUGUUUGUUCUCUGAAUCUAAUCAUCCAAGUCUCACAUGCCAAGCUAGAUUUGGAUAUCUAUUAUCCUAUUCAUAUACAUAAUACA
Molecule: messenger RNA, 1512 nt
Organism: Musa acuminata subsp. malaccensis (wild Malaysian banana)
Lineage: Eukaryota; Viridiplantae; Streptophyta; Magnoliopsida; Zingiberales; Musaceae
Product: zinc finger protein ZAT1-like
Biological process (GO): regulation of DNA-templated transcription
Source: RefSeq, a predicted model, not a curated record